This is a messenger RNA of Penicillium lagena, 675 nucleotides long. RefSeq lists its product as uncharacterized. The record is from RefSeq and is a predicted model, not a curated record. NCBI's taxonomy places the organism in Eukaryota, Fungi, Ascomycota, Eurotiomycetes, Eurotiales, Aspergillaceae. Bases 1 to 675 code for a protein of 224 amino acids. The transcript is spliced from 2 exons.
AUGCAGAUUGACUACAAGGACCCAACGCCACUAUCGUCCAGGAAGUGUCUGUGGCACGGCCUGACCGAAGCGCUGCCCGAUCGAAGAGGGUUUUGUACUUUUCUUCUUGUGCACGUACAUGCAGCUCUGUGGCCCUUGGGCAUGAUGAUGGAUGACUUCGGUACGACUUCCGUCGCCAACAAGCGAGUCGCGAACUGCCGGUAUAAGAGCCUCCGCCUUACAGACAGGAGCGAUUUCCUCACACUGUUUUAUAUGGCGCCGACUGAUCGCCGCGAGAGAGCGCUUCCUAAGCGACGCUUUUGGAGGGUUUAUCUGCCAGCUUUACCGGAGAUAUCUAUUCGAGCCCUCUGGGUCCCAAUUGAAUCAAGCCCUAUCCUCUGGACGUAUGGGCUCCCGUACUUCGCCGUCGUCGAGGAUAAAUUCAUACUAUGCGGCGACGACCGCCGUGGAAAGAUCCAACACCAGUUGCACUCGCGCCGGGAAGGCUCGAGUCACCAGCGCGGCACUCCUCAUAGGCCUGAAUAUUACCCAUUGGGGAUGAGUCUUCGGCAACCCAAGUCCUCCCACGGUGGGAUGCCCUUCGGGGGCAGCACCACGAAGUCGCUGAUCGACACCUCCCCCUUUUUCUUCACUCUUCAUCAUCUGCUGAGGAUCUCGACAUUGAGUACAUCUUGA